Parasteatoda tepidariorum (common house spider) is the source of this 2677-nucleotide messenger RNA. The record is from RefSeq and is a predicted model, not a curated record. Lineage: Eukaryota; Metazoa; Arthropoda; Arachnida; Araneae; Theridiidae.
CUGAACCCGUGGCGGUGACUAUGGUAACGAGGUAUAACUAUUUCAAGUAGGGGCGUGGGGUCACUGUUUAGGACAGGCUUUGGCUUGGGUCAGCUAGAGAAAAAUAAUCUUUUUCUUUGGUCUAUUGUGUUAGUCCUAGAGUGAAGAGAAGAUAAUGCACUAUUCUUGUUUCCAUAUCACAGAUGGUCUCGGACUUUGUUACGAGGGGUGUUCUUACCUUAGACAAACUAUAUAGCUUCAUGAAAAAAUUAGUGGUUUAUUAUUCUGUGAUUGAUCUACAAAUUUAUCUGCUAUUUUUUUCUUGUUUGCUGUAAAAUAGAAAUUAAUAAAAUUUAAAAAAAUUAUAUAAUUAAUUUAAUAUAUGAGUCAUUAUCAUAGAAAGGUACAUUUUGGAGUCAGUGAGCUAUAAAUUUCUGAAAAUUCUAGUAAACAACUCUAGAUUGUGUUAAUUGGUUAAAAAAAAAAGAGUUCAAUUUUGAAAUAUUUUUAAGAGUGGUAAUAUCCUAUAUUGUAAGGUCUACAAAUUACUAUAUUUUGAAUUAUGUAAUUUGUGUUUUUGUCAUCUAUAAUUUCAUUACUUCAAAUGAUGUAAAUACCUUACAAGUUAAAAGCUUUCAAUGACUAUCCAGUUAAACAAUAAAUAAUUUUGUGAAAAAUUCUGAGACUCCCUUAAAUUCCUGAAAUAUUGCAAAAUCACUGACUAACUGGAUUGAUGACUUUUCUUCAAACCCCACUCUGUAAUGUUGUCCUAGCUCUGUGUUUCUAUUUAUAAUUUUUAAGACUAGUACUUUACCUACUUAUCUUCUUCACGCCAGCUGGCACACAAGGCCUCAAGUCUUUUUGCUUCCACUCCUGUCCUGAGCCAGUCCUCUUUCCUCCUUCCGUACAUUUAGCCCUGCAAUUUUGCUUAUAUUAGUAGACCUUUUUUUGAAAUAGUGUUUGUCCCGAAAAUUUUAAGAAUUAUUCUUGUACAUUUGUUCUGGAAUGUUUCUAGUUUUUCGGUUUUGUGGUGGCUUCAACAUUCAGCACCAUAUAAAAGUAUGGAGCGAACAACAGCUUUAAAAACAUUUGUUUUAGUGGAGAUUUUUACGUUUGAAGCUCUUCAAAAUUUUUGAAGGCUUCUGAAAUAGGUUCUACCUUUUAUGAUUCUUUAGUUUACAUCAUCGUUGCUGCCUCCUUGUUAAUUUGCUAUUGCUUCAAGUUGAAGGAAAUGCAAAAUGUUAAAGUUAAUUGGGAAGGCAAAGGUUGGAGGGAUGCCUAUUUUGAUGAGAGUGGAAGAGUUCACAUGAUGGAAGAUUUUCAGAACACAGCAGACAGAUCCAUGGAAGAUUUCUUCUCUAUAAACAUAUGGAAAACUGUAUCCAUAGCAUUGACCUGCAUAUUGGCUAUGGUUCUUAUAUGUCUUACAUGCGCCUGCUGCCGUCACUAUAGGCAAAACUACGAACCCGAUGCUACAGCUCAAGUUUCUCCAGUGAUUAAUUCGCCAGUAACAGAACACCCCGCCCCGGAGAACAGGCGUUGCAUAACUACUACUGAUAUGCAGACUGGAUUUCCUGUUGUUGUUGAUAUUGCUUCCGUUUCUGCACAACUUAGUCAAGCAAGAAGUGAGCCACCAUCCACUGAAAAUCAACUAAUGAGUGAUUCGAUUCGAUCUGCACCUUAUGGAUCAAUGGACUAUCAUGAUUCAGUUUCACCGAGCGCACCACCACCCUCUUAUUUAGAAAUAGUUCCACACUCAAAAUGUAAUAAAAAGUAAACACAAUAGCAUCGUGUAAUGACUCGAUCAUUUCGAGUUUUUCAUAGCACAGUAAUCAGAGUCUAUGACAUAUUGAAUACUUUCAUUCAUUUACUUAUCUGGAACUAGCUUAGUUUCCACAACAUGAUUUAUUCUAGAAAUCUAGGAAAAAAUACAAUGUAAAAUUAUGUUAUUUACAAUGAAUCUAAGAAUCUUAUAUCUUUCUAAGAAUCUUAUCUCAUGAAUGUAUAUUCCCCUAGUUAUUAAUUAAGUUAUUUUUUUAGUAGUUAUUAAUUCCCCCUUUCCAACGAGACCAGGAACAUGCACUAUUGAUGUGCACGAUCCCCUGUUGAACGAUUGUGCAUAUUCGUGAAAGGAAUUCAUACAAAUUAAAUUGCAUGAAUUUAUAGAAAAUCCCAUAAUCAUUGUACUUUUUCCUUGUUUACAAAAUCAUUUUUUUUUUGUUCUUCGUAAAAGGGAAAAACUUUUAUAUAAUUUUUUAAAUUCUCUAUUUUGCUGCAAUGGCGAGAUUUAGCCUUUCACUUAUCAUUCCGCAUAUUCACGGACGUAUACAUUAAAAAAACGGAGGAGGAGGCGUAGUUUGAGGAGUGCUUGUGUCAUGUGCUAUCAGUUCAGCAGAGUGCGGAGAACGUGCGGAGAUGAUACGUGAAAGUUCUAGAACUAGUUUUAGAGAGUUUCUCUUUUACUGAGAUAUUUAACACUCAUUCGGUGCAAAUUGCAUGUUCACGCACGAAUGUUUUCUCAGCGCAAUUACUACAGAAUCUCCGUGUUGGAAACAUUUUAUGCGCUAUGCAAAUUAUCUGCUAAAUCAACAGUUCUUAGAAAGUUAUCUUUCGCAAAGUGGCACCAUCUUUAAAUGGUGUUAUAAAAAGCAGUUUGAUGAAGAAAGUAAGAAAUCUGUCUGGUAGAAGGAGGAAUGCA